Messenger RNA from Acanthopagrus latus (yellowfin seabream), 2134 nucleotides. RefSeq names its product myelin-associated glycoprotein-like. Bases 789 to 1910 code for a protein of 373 amino acids. The record is from RefSeq and is a predicted model, not a curated record. The transcript has 13 exons. Lineage: Eukaryota; Metazoa; Chordata; Actinopteri; Spariformes; Sparidae.
UAAGAUAUCUUGAUCAAAGAGAAAAAUCUGCAUUUAUUGAUUUUCACGACUGAUGAACAAACAAAGGACAACACACUUUCAUUUAGUUACUUUGUUUCUAUUCGCAGAAACGUAGCUACCUUUAUAGCCUCAAACAUCAUUCUGGGAACCUAAUCACACUCUGAGGACAGCUUGUUCAUUCAGCUAUGGAAAUGAAUAAAUAACCUUAUUUCAGUGUUUUUAUUAUUCCCAUUUUAUGUUUGGCAUUAGAAUGUGAUCUGCGAGGUGUGAAUGCACGCAGGCUGCAUUGCAUCUGUACAGUGUCACCAUACUAAAAAACAAAAAAACAAAAAACAAGCUAACAACUUUUUCAAUAUUAUUAUUUUUGCGAUCUCAUGUAUGCCAGAAAAAAGUUUCAGACAAGCUCUCCUCCUUCUUCAAGAUGACUUUCCACUGGUCUGGCCCUAAACUGACAGCCUUGUCGACCAGGCGGGAGAAAUGGCCAACAUCGCUGCCAGUGUGGUAGUUCCCCUGAGCAGCUCUUUGUUGCCAGCAUGUAGGCCUUCAUCAAUACCUGUUCCGCCCUUCUGCCCUGUCUGAGGGGUUAUCCAUCAGGAGUGUCGCUGGCAGUCUGUCCUGCAGACCAGUCGUCUCCCCGAGUGACUUCUCCUGUCUGCCCCUCCAUCAGCCCAUUCGCCGCAGAACAGCGCUCCGCAUACGGUCCUCGAGGAGGUUCUUUCAGUAGAAACGGACGGCUCUGAUCAGCCAGACUUCAUCAGUGUGUAACAUAAUCAAAACCCCAGGGGGAAAUGGACAAAGAGGGGGAGAUGAUGAUUUUCCUUCUGCUCAUGGCAGCCAUCAGCAGCCCUGUAUCUGGUGAAGAGUGGAAGGCCAAUAUUGUGCAAAACCUUGACGCCCUGGUUGGGUCCUGUGUCGUGGUACCCUGUUCUUUCACCCGUCCUAAAGAACACAAGAACUCCAUGUGCAAUGGGAUCUGGCAUCUUCCAAAUGAGCCAAAACAGCACAUCUAUUCUGAGAUUGAAGAUGACAUUUUGGAAAACUUCAGGGGCCGCACAAACCUGCUGGGAAAGUUGAAUCAGAACAACUGCACCUUAGAAAUCACUGAGAUCAAAGAGCACGACACUGGGCCUUUCUGCUUCCGGAUUGAAGUAACUCCCAAGACUGGGGGCUUCAACUUUACUGAUGAUUGUGUCGAGCUGAAAACUCUCCCUGAUCCUCCAGAACCCAUUCUGACUGACUCAAAGACAGCCACUGAAGAUCAUCCACUCUCUGUCACCUGCUCUGUCACUUACACCUGCACCUCCCAUCCACCUACACUCACAUGGAGUAAGGGCAAGAAAGAUGACAUCGCGGAGGUCCACAAAGACAUUAAACCUGGCACGUGGGAGGUGCUGUCCAUCCUGACGUUCACUCCUACAGCGCAGGACGACCACAGUAAGCUCACCUGUACAGCAACCUUCUAUGGAGAGGAGAGGAGGUCGUCGAAAACAAUGAUGCUUUAUGUAAAACGUAAAGAAAACUAUAACCACAUCAUCAUACCCACAGUAGUGGGCCUGGGCACUGCUUUGUUCUUUGGAUUCUUCUGCAUUUUCAUGGUGAAAAAAUACAAGAGACGCAUCGCAGAACUCCAAAGUCGGGAUGGCAGCAUGUGGAACCGGCUGUCCAGGCUGUCCCGCAGGAUUCGCUCUGGUGGCCCCGGACCAUCUCCAUCUGACCACAGGAGGCCUGCAAGGGACAUAGGUGACUUGGCCAAUAAUGUGAAUUCAAAUUCCUGUGCCGGGCAGAAAGUCUCUAAACCUCGUUUCCCGUCGCCUAAAAGCCAGCCAAAAUUCUGCAGUUACAAAGAGGACCUUGAUGACGGUGACGACUACAUAAACACUGCGGACCUCAACGUCUAUGGAAACGUCUGAGACAAAGUCUUCCAAAGAGAGCCGGGAUCACAGCAAGCAGACCUGUCAAUGCUCAUGAUGGUCAUAUGUAUCCAGCGCUUCUGGCGAUUGCAGUCUUGUAAUAUACACGUCUGCUGCAUUCGUCGCUCCUGUCAAGCAACAUAAAUAUUCCUGUCUGUCUUGAUAAUUUCAUCACAUUGUUUUGGAAAAAUAAAAUGCGUUUUGAAUAAAACCUAUCAACUGUU